This is a messenger RNA of Acanthaster planci (crown-of-thorns starfish), 3975 nucleotides long. RefSeq names its product dehydrogenase/reductase SDR family member 11-like. NCBI's taxonomy places the organism in Eukaryota, Metazoa, Echinodermata, Asteroidea, Valvatida, Acanthasteridae. The record is from RefSeq and is a predicted model, not a curated record. Gene Ontology annotation, molecular function: oxidoreductase activity.
UUGGAGUGCCCCGUUUAGUCCGAUAUUUUCAGAAAUACAAGCUGACAGUCCUCACCCUGCAUUUCAUCCACCUUUUAACAAACCACCUAGUCCACGUGUACGUGCCAUGAAAGGCUUUAAUAGCAGAGAAUUUCGUAGCCUAAAAAAUUUCAUUUUAGAGCAUUAAUUGCUUGGGUACAAAUUCCUCUAUUAGGAUUACAUACAACAUUGACAUUAUCUAAGCUGACCAACUGUAUCCCAAAAAGAUCUUAGCGGAUUCUUCUAGAGCAGGAACCAUACUUUCAAAACACUUUGUUUUAACACUUUUCAAAGUGAUGCUUUAUUUUUAUUUUUAAAAUGGGGUCAAUGGGCACUGACACAUGUCAAAGGUCAUCUUGACUUCUGAUUCACAAAGCAAAAUUUCCACAACAUCAGUGAAAAGAGCAUAUUUCUUCUGAUUACUUUGAUACCACAUUUGCAUUUAUUUGAUAAAAAUGAGAGGGUUACGUUUCACUUUUACGAAAAGGGUGGAUUUAUAAGUGACAACUGUCCCUUUUAGUUGAUUGUGCUAAAAAUUGGUAGGUAUUUAUUAUUCAUUGACAGCAAUUUUUAUCAAACUCUGAAGACCUCCCAAGGUCAAAAAGUGUGUUGGUCUGACACGGAAUGACCCACUUCGUUUUAUGCCCCCCCCCAUUUUUAAUAUUUUGCCCUUGCACAGGUCUACGGCGACUCGUGCGCUGACCAGAAACUGGAUACUUUUUUUGGGGGGGGGCCUAAAGGAAUGAGGUAACACUGUAUAACAGCUGUACGUUCCAGGUAGUGUCCUCUUUGCGUUGUGGUGUUAGUAGGUCUUGCACAGCUCCUGAUCUGGUGAUCUCUGUUUUUGUUUGAUUGUUUAGUUUGUUUUAUCCCCCCCCCCAUUUUGGAAUAUAUUAGAGUGUACAAUUAUGGUUUCUUGGGCUACAGAUCUGGCUGCAUGCAUGCUUUGGAACGUUCCUUCAGAAAUACUUUGUAAAAUUUUGUGCCGUUACAAUAUCCAAUUACACUGUUAAUCUAACUUUCAUGCAUCUGAACUACAUAUACUCGAAAAAUGCACGGACUCAUAAAGACACCUGAAUUCAAUUCCAAGCCAUUCCCCGUCAAUCAGUGAUUUCUGAUGAAAAAAAAGAGGAUGGGCAAACUGGAUCCACCAGGGAUAGGAUACUCUAUAGUGCGAGUAUGGGCCAUUUAAGAAUGAGUUGACAGUUGCAGAUUCUGCUCGUGUCGGUCGGAGUUGACCUUUUAGAUUCACCCGCGUUUUGUGUAGUUGAAAAGAUUAAUUGAUGUACCCAACCUGUGACAAAGGGGGCCGCAAAUGUGAUGUAGAAGCUGUAUACUCAAGGUAUACUGCACCCUCGCCCCUCCCCCACCCUCGCCAACUCUGAAAGGAAUGUCCCGAGCUGCAACAAUAACGGGGGGCUGAGCGUGCACACGUGUCUGCAGACUUGAAUCAAGACUAGGCCUAUUCUGGCCUUACCACAGAGUACUGAAAAUGGUAGCCGUCCACAAAGUCAUUUAGUUCUCGAUAAGUUUAGUUUUGUAUGACAAUUUCAGAUUAAUAUGUUGGCCUCUUAAUGGAUAAUGAUAAAUACAGUUUUCUGAGGUAGCCAUAUGAAGUGGGGCUUCGUCAGUAAUUUAUAUUCUUUAGGCUGUGGCGCAUGAACCCACGUACUACUGUCUGCGAACGGGUCUUACAACAUCCAACUUUCAUACGCGCACGCGUAUACCCGGUCCUGUCUGGAAAGAAGGCCAAGAGGGUGGCAGUGCUCACAAGGACAACUGUCCUUUUGUUGUAGGUGUACAUCUGUACCUUUUUCGAUUUGGCAACAUUUAGGCGUUGUUUAGAACUGUCGAUUGUCAUGGCUAGCAGAGAGGGCAUGCAGAGAUGGGCGGGGCGUGUUGCCUUGGUAACAGGAGCCUCUUCUGGUAUCGGUCAAGCCACAGCGAAGGCGCUUGCCAAACAGGGCAUGAAAGUGAUCGGCUGUGACAGGGACAUCAAACCAGUUGAGGAUGAUGCUCAGGUGUUAUCACGGGACAGCACUGUUACUGGUUCCUUGUAUGCAAUUAAGUGCGAGUUGUCGCAGGAGGACGAAAUCCUCGCGAUGUUUGCCGAGAUCAAAGAGAAGUUUGGUGGUGUGGAUGUCUGUAUCAGCAACGCAGCACUUAGUCAUUCUGGUUCAAUAAAUUCGGGAAUGGGAAUACUGAAUGGAGAGACGGCCAAAUGGCGAGACAUGCUGAACGUCAACAUCUUGGCUGUAGCAAUUUGUUGUCGAGAGGCUGUGAAACAAAUGGAGGAAAAGGGGGCAAUGGACGGUCAGUUGUUAGUGACCAACAGUUUGACUGGCCACCGAUUGUCCGCAAGACAAAUCCAUUUCUAUGGCGUCACCAAGCACGCCGUGACUGCCUUGGUGGAAGCUAUCCGACGGGAAUUGAGAGAGAAGAAGAGUCGUAUUAGAAUUGCGCAAGUCUCGCCUGGGUUAGUACGUACAAGAUUUCAAGAGCACAUGUAUCCCAAGGACGAUCCUGAAGAGGUCCACGCUGUGAUGUACAAAUCGUUGGAGGUCUUGAAAGCAGAGGAUAUCGCUGACAAUAUGCUCUACAUACUGCAAGUUCCACCCCAUGUUCAGGUUCAUGAUAUCCUUGUGCGAUCAACGGAGCAGCAAUCUUGAAGAACCCACAGGAGACCGAAUGACGGAACUUUCUUUCAAGAGGGCUUAGUGUAUUACCUUAAAAAUUUCAACCACCGAUUCGGUCGUUUGUCUUUAGUUUCUCAGGUAGUGGAAGUUUUAAACAUAUCUAUGGUAUUAACUGUGCAAUUGUUAUUUUUAUGAAUUUUCUUUAACGUGAGUUUUACAGUGAUCUUACGAUUCACUCGAAAUUGAAUUGAUGGAUGUUUCUUAAUUGUCACUAUUUAUGCAUUAUAUAAGAAUGUAUAUAAAGGGAGUGGAAUGCGUCUACUGCAAUGAAUAACAGACUGGUUGCGUGUUAGAUUAACGUUAAAUCAAAUGCAGUUUAGAUUGCUCAGUCAUGCUAUCCUAAAAUCCAUAUCUGUCCAUGUCAAGUUGAUAUUUAGGGUAUCUUAAAAAAGGAAACCGAGAUUAACUUUGUGGCCCCACGCAUGAACCUGAUAUGCCACAUUUUCAAACUUUCUGAGUUAGCUGCAUGAAUGUGUAGAGUAAGAUCAUAUCCUUUUUUGCGAGGCUGCCCUAUUUUUGAAAUACAGAGGGCGGUAUUAUUCUGACCAAACAGAAAAUUCCAAGAAGCGCAAACUUUAACUAGAUUUUUCUCAGUUUCAUAUCUGUGUGGCUUGUCAGGUUCACGCAUGGGGCCACAGAACUAAUCUGUUCCUUGAAUGUGACUUAUUAUACUUGGACUCUUUAAUGUAUGAAACUCGAGACGCAACCUUUUCUGUUUCUUGCCACAGCUUCAAUCAUUCUUCAAACCUAUUUGCUUGAUACCGAAUUUGUUUGGGCAAACUGGUAUCAGAAACAUGGGCUAACAGGCCCGAAACACAUCAACUACACACUCAAUGGACGCUCAGUUCCCAUGUACAUCAAUUUCCAUUGGCACCCAGGCUAAUUAGUAAUUCAGCGGGCACGUAGGCCCAGGAGCAGUAUUUCCGGGGUACAGUCAUGGUUCGCUAUGGAACACCCAGCACACCCAACCCACAUGGGUAUAAGAGGGAGUGGCUAACCCCUUACAAACAGUGUAAAAACACACAUCCAUAUGAGAAACAAUAUCCACUGUUAACGGUAACCAUAUUAAUAAUAAUAAUACGUGUCAAAUCAUGUAUGUAUUAGGAGAUGGCUGUCCCCGCAUCCUGUUAGAAAACGCCAUUUCUAAAGGAAAUGUGGUAGACAAGGUCGGGGCUGUAUACCAGGCAAAAUAUGGGACGGAGGGGUACCCCCCCUUACCUGUCCAAUCCCUAUACACACUGUAGACUAUUGUUACCUAACA